Molecule: messenger RNA, 1774 nt
Organism: Hyaloscypha bicolor E
Lineage: Eukaryota; Fungi; Ascomycota; Leotiomycetes; Helotiales; Hyaloscyphaceae
Exons: 1
Coding region: 1-1728 (575 amino acids)
Source: RefSeq, a predicted model, not a curated record
AUGCCGACGAGAAGCUUGGCUGACUCGACAUCCUUUUCCAGUGAACACGUCAGUGGCUCUGUUACUCAGAUCUCUUCCCGUUUUACGGCCAGGCUCUGGUUUGGACUUUUACAGGAGGCUCUUGGAUUCAAGAAAAGAGGGGAAGAGGGGAUUCACCUCGCGAACUACAAGUAUCUCCUAAAAUUCCAAGGGGGCCAGAUGUGUCUCUCUACCAGUAGCUUAGUCGAGUUGAUCGCUGCUAAGAAAUCGAAAGUCAUAGCAGCCUCUUCGAUGGAUUCAUACAGGCAAAGAUUGUCUUCUAAUGUCAUGUUGACGUCAAACCUCAUCUCGAAAAUUCUAGCGAAAUCGUGGUUUGACUUCACAGUUGCCCACAAAAAGGAUAUUCGAAAUCUUCACCCAAUAUGCAAAACAAUUCCGGUCAUUCAAAUUCUCUGCCAGACGCUUGCAGAUGAAUUUGAGCUUCCAGAUUGGAGGUCACCAAACACGCAGCUGAAGCCCCCCAGAACACUCUCCACACCAAAGUAUCAUGCACUGGUCAAUCAUCUUCUCGGGCUGUCAGGGUGGUAUCGUCGCGAAGAUAUAGAGACGUUGCCUCUCGACGUGUGUUUCCGGUACUACUUGACUUUUCACUACCGGUCAAAUGUGCGCGGAGAUCCGGAGCAUCUUGGAUAUGGAAGUUCUGGCUGCAGCCGAACGGACGAAGAACCGGUUUUACCCCGGCACACCCACCAGCUCUGCAAAUGUGCAUAUAUUGAGGCCCUCACUUCCACCGUCGAAGGCUGCGUUUCGAACAAAAGGUUUCCCGUGUUCAGAUUUCGACAGGAUUCAGGAACGUCAAGAGUCCUCGAAACCAGGCUCUUCGAUCUCACUGAGGGAAGCACCUUAUCGUUCAUCGCAAUCAGCCAUGUCCGGAUGGCAGGCCUGGGCAAUGACGAUGGAAACUCUUUGCCAUUCUGUCAGUUGACCCUCAUCCAAUCCCUUGCUGAUCAGAUGAAUUAUGAGAUUGAUGGGAGUUUCUUCUGGAUCGACACCCUCUGCAUCCCUCUGGACACUCGAAUUCGAAAAACUGCCCUGCAUUUGGUGUGGGAUAUUUAUUCGCGCGCAAGCUCAGUUCUUGUUCUAGACCCACCACUUUACCAACACGUCGUCAGCAGCUCCGAAGAAGCUCUCAAUCGAAUCCGGUAUUCAACCUGGAAAUCCAGAUUCUGGACGUUAGAGGAGGCUUUCGUUGCUAAAAACCUGGUCUUUCGAUUUGCCAACCGGAUGACCAGCCUGCAAGGAUUGCUCGAUGAUUUUGAGGCCGAUCCCGAACCCCAUCGAUCCCGUUUCCACGCUCUCAAGAAACGCAAAAGUUACGCUGACGACAUAGACGGCCAGUUUAAUGCAGACGAGAAAUGUGCAGGCAUCAUGAGGCGAUUUGAGAACGAUGUGCAUGCGUGGUUCAAUAACAACACAAGCGGAACCAUAGUCGUCUCGCCUGACGAGGAUAAACUCAUCCUGUACAAACUUUUGAGGCUUGGUUUUCUCACCGCACGCAAAUUUCGGUAUUUCACGGAAGAUAACGAGAGAAUCCGCGGACAGGCUUUGUGGCACUUUCUGCUAAACACAUACGAUUCAGCGGAAGCCGGGUAUUUGGAUCGCGGGAAUGAUCUUGUGUUGCAGAAGAAGCAGGUAUACGUUCGCCUGAAACAAGUUUAUGCGGCCAGCGAGGGCAGCUUAGAUCCUUGAUAGAGCAAGAUCGAGACCACAGUCGGGAAACAUAUACCAUAGACGU